AUGCCUCUGUAUGAUUGUAUGCUGCUGGUGAAACCCCAUGUAAGGAAGGAGGCUCUGAUGGACUUGGUUGCUAGAGUAAGCAAACAUGUUUACAGAAGAAAUGGAGUUCUUACUGACAUGAAGUCAUUUGGCACUGUUCAGUUGGGCUAUGGUAUUAAGAAGCUUGAUGGCAGAUAUUAUCAGGGUCAACUAAUGCAAAUGACGAUGAUGGCUACACCUAACAUCAACAAGGAGCUGCAUUACUUGAACAAGGAAGAUAGAUUGCUGCGCUGGCUUUUGGUUAAACACCGAGACACGAAGUACGGACUGGAAUUUCUUAGUGAAGAUGAUGCAAAAAGUGAAGUCAGUAGGUUUCAUCCGAGCAGCAUAUAUGAUGAUGAUGAGGAGGAGGAGGAUGAGGACGAGGAUGAGGAUGAGGACGAGGAUGAAUAUGAUGUGGACCAAGGAGGAAAUCCGACUGAAGGGUAA
This is a messenger RNA of Prunus armeniaca (apricot), 468 nucleotides long. Lineage: Eukaryota; Viridiplantae; Streptophyta; Magnoliopsida; Rosales; Rosaceae. The record is from the annotation of a GenBank genome assembly.